AGUUUUGCAUAUGGAAAUAAAACAACAAGGGAAGGUAGUUUUAAAUGACUUUAUUGUUUUUCGAAGUAUUCUCCACGAAGAUUAAUAUACAUCUGCAUGCUCUCGAACCAAUUAUCGAAGCACUUAUUCCACUCGUUUGCUGGCAGAUCCAAAACGGCAUUUUUGAAUGCGUCAACUGCUUCUUCUGGUGACUGGAACCCUUGUCCACGCAUCUGUUUUUAAUUUUCGGGAAAGUAAAGAAAUCAUUAGGACUUAGAUCGGGACUAUAUGGAGGAUGGUCCAAUAAUUCCAC
This is a messenger RNA of Acanthoscelides obtectus, 292 nucleotides long. The record is from the annotation of a GenBank genome assembly. Lineage: Eukaryota; Metazoa; Arthropoda; Insecta; Coleoptera; Chrysomelidae.